Eruca vesicaria subsp. sativa (arugula) is the source of this 1352-nucleotide messenger RNA. NCBI's taxonomy places the organism in Eukaryota, Viridiplantae, Streptophyta, Magnoliopsida, Brassicales, Brassicaceae. The record is from the annotation of a GenBank genome assembly.
AAAGCAGGUCUAAAAGUUCUUCCCUCUUGUUUAAGUCACACAAUUAAUUUCACAUAUAUACAUACACAUAACGCAUUAAAUUCAUUUAUGUAUAAUAUACAUAUUCACACAUCUAUAAAGAACCAGCAUAAUUAAAAACUCUAGAGAUCUAGAGAGAUAAAGAUGGGGAGGCCUCCAUGCUGUGACAAGAUAGGGAUCAAGAAAGGUCCAUGGACUCCUGAAGAAGACAUCAUUCUUGUUUCUUACAUCCAAGAACAUGGUCCAGGAAACUGGAGAUCUGUUCCCACCAACACUGGUUAUAUAUCAUUAUUUUUUAACAUAUUUUCUUCUUGUGUGUUUUUGUUUAUUUUGUUGUUUUUCAUGUCUCCUGAUGAUGUUUGUAUCUUUGGCAUUUCAAAAGGGUUAUUGAGAUGCAGCAAAAGCUGUAGACUGAGAUGGACUAAUUAUCUGAGACCUGGAAUCAAACGUGGAAACUUCACUCCUCAUGAGGAGGGAAUGAUCAUUCACUUGCAAGCCCUAUUGGGUAACAAAUGGGCGUCUAUAGCUUCAUAUCUACCACAAAGAACUGAUAAUGAUAUCAAGAACUAUUGGAACACCCAUUUGAAGAAGAAGCUCAACAAGUCUGAGAGUGAAGAGAGAAGCCUUUCAGAGAACAUCACGUUGCAAACUUCAGUCACAAGAAACACUAUUAAUCAUAGAUCUACCUAUGCUUCAAGCACUGAAAACAUUUCUCGCCUUCUAGAAGGUUGGAUGAGAGCAUCUCCAAAGAGUAGCACGGCUAGUUUCUUGGAACAAAAGCAACAAAACAGGACGAACCAUCUCAUGGAUCAUCACAAUGAUCAUCAGUCUCAGGAGGAGCAUGUACAAGGUUCUUGGGAUCAGGGAUUCCAUGUUCAUCCAAAGAACUCAGAGGAAAACGUUAAAUGCGAUCAUGAAGUUCAAGAAGAUGGUGAUGGUGAUGGUGAUGCUACUCCACCAUUGACAUUUAUUGAGAAAUGGCUUUUGGAGGAAACAAACACUGGGGGUCAAAUGGAGGAGAUGAGUCCAUUGAUGGAGCUCUCUAAUAUGCUUUAAUUUAAUUGUCACCAUCUCUUUUUUUUUUUUCUUUCUCCAUGUGAAACUUAUUAAUGGGACUACUAAUUUUAUAGACACAAAUAAAGAAACCAAAAUACAUAAUAUCAUGUUUUUGGUUUCUCUAAUAUAUAUUUAGUUAAUGCUCACUGCAUAAGUUGUAUAACUAGUCUGAAUUUGUCUACUCAUUUAUCAAUCAGUAAUAUUAUAUUUAGAGGUUAAAUAUUAUGUUAUGUUAAAUCACAUCAACUGAUUACUACAUGGUUAUUAGAUGUUGAUCA